AUGGCCUCUCAGUCACCACCAGCCUCUAUCAGUUCCCUCUCAGUCACCACCAGCUCUCUCCCUGCCUUCAAUGGGAAUCAUUUCAGCUUCAAAGAGCCCAUACUGUGUGAUGUAGGGGAGUUUCACUGCUAUGAUGAGGUGACUUGCAUCCCCGAGGGCUGGCUCUGUGAUGGGGAGCCUGACUGUCCAGACGCCUCGGACGAAACCUCGGACAGAUGUGCGGGGGACGUGGUGGUGAGAUGUCCCCUGAAUCACAUACAGUGCAUAGGGACGAGGAAGUGCAUUCACUUCAACAAGCUCUGCAACGGAGCCAUAGACUGUGAGGAUGGCUUCGAUGAAGGAGUUCACUGUAGAGAGCUGCUGUCAGCUUGCCAUGAGCUGCGUUGCCGCUAUGGCUGCGUCAUGACGAGAAACGGAACCUUCUGUUUCUGCGCUGACGGCUUUGAGGUCGGUGAGGAUGGGACAAGCUGCAGAGAUCAUGAUGAAUGUGCUGUGUACGGAGCAUGUAGCCAAACCUGCUUGAACACCUACGGGUCAUAUAGAUGCAGCUGUACAGAGGGAUACAUCUUACAGAAUGACAGAACGUCCUGCACAGCCAAACAAGUGUUGGGUAGCUUCAGUAUAGGAAAGAUGAAUUUGUUCCACCACUGA
Oncorhynchus masou masou (cherry salmon) is the source of this 651-nucleotide messenger RNA. Its product is annotated as low-density lipoprotein receptor-related protein 1B-like. The coding region runs from base 1 to 651 and encodes 216 amino acids. NCBI's taxonomy places the organism in Eukaryota, Metazoa, Chordata, Actinopteri, Salmoniformes, Salmonidae. Gene Ontology annotation, molecular function: protein binding; low-density lipoprotein particle receptor activity; calcium ion binding. Gene Ontology annotation, cellular component: signaling receptor complex; plasma membrane. The record is from RefSeq and is a predicted model, not a curated record. The transcript is spliced from 6 exons.